Saccostrea cuccullata (small rock oyster) is the source of this 5841-nucleotide messenger RNA. RefSeq names its product mucin-4-like. The coding region runs from base 467 to 5233 and encodes 1588 amino acids. Gene Ontology annotation, molecular function: ubiquitin protein ligase activity; zinc ion binding. The record is from RefSeq and is a predicted model, not a curated record. NCBI's taxonomy places the organism in Eukaryota, Metazoa, Mollusca, Bivalvia, Ostreida, Ostreidae. The transcript has a single exon.
AAUGGAAAUGACAAGGAGAUUACUUUCAAAAUAGCAUCGAUCACUAUUUUUGAAAAAAGAUUAUGAUUGCUGAUUACAGUGAAACGGAUACCAUGGAAAUGACGCAUCUUUUAUAGCUUUCAUGCCUUAUGGUGACCCCGCUGUUAGGUUUAUCAAAACUGCUCUUCGGGAACUCUUGACUUAUUAAUAUGAUAGAGAGAUGUAAGCAGAUAAAGGAUCAUCCUCGGUAUCAAAAUUGCCAGAGAAAAAACUGCACUCACCCAAAAUCAGCUGGAGGCGGCACUUAGGUGACGUCAGAAAAUGUAAAACUGGUAUUUUCAGAUUUUUGAAUGAUUGAUCAAAACUGAUAGUUAUUCCAAGUUUAUUGAUAUUGUCAAAACUGUCAGAAAACAGCUUCGUGAGAACAAUUUAAAAGGUAUGUGAAUAUUUACUGAGAACCUUUGUGCGAAAGGAUCGGUUAAAAAAAAUGGCUACGAAUAUGAAGCUGAUGCAGGAAAUUAGUGACCAAUUCCUUCAUUGUAAAAUAUGUUUGGAACCAUACAAAAGCCCAAAAACACUAACGUGCUUACAUACGUUUUGUUCAGAAUGUAUUCAGCAGCAUGUGGAUUCGGAAAACACGCGUUCUCGAUACUCUUUAUACAACCGCCACGUCACCUGUCCCCUAUGUCGCAAACGAACAGAAAUUCCUACAGGUGGAGUUCGACGUCUUCCAGAUAAUUUUUUAUUGGCCAAUCUGACGGAAGUGAUUGACAGAAAAAGACCACUGAAAAUCCCACCAUGUGAAAUUUGCCAUACUGUUAGACCAAGAAGCAACGAUGCAUGUUCAAAGUGCCUAGAUUGCUCAAAAUUGCUAUGUAAGGCCUGUGUUGAAUUACAUUUAACAACAAAAGUCACGCAGAAUCAUAGCUUGAUUGAUGUUGAGGGAGAAAAAGAUAUUGAAUGUAAAGUUCAUCCAGAUGAAAUUGUUCGAUUUUACUGCGAACCUUGUGAUGCCUGUAUUUGUGUUGUAUGCACUUUUCAGGAACAUCGGGACCAUGAAAUAUGUUCAUUCAACGAAGGAUACUCGAAAUAUAAAUCCUCCAUGGAAUCAUUGUUGAAUAACUGUAGAAGCAGAUACGAGGUUGUCCAAGAUCGAAUCAGUAUUAUGAAUCAAUGUGAAACGAUUCUGAAGGAGACGAGAGAAAAUAUACGAGACCUGGCUAUUAGUUAUAUCCAACAAGUGCGAUCAACUGAAAAAGAGCUGCUCAAAGAAGUUGAAUCUUAUUUUGGUGAAAACAUCAUGUCUUUUCUUGAAAAUAAAGACUGGCUCCAAGAAAACUUAGACGGGCUUCAAAAUGCGUGUAACUUGACAGAUAUUAUAAUGAGGGACAAAGGUGUUGAAAUGCUACUAUUAAAGAAAGAGAUGCAGAACAAACUAGUAUCGCUUUUAGAACCCACUCUUCCCGAACCUCCAGAAGAUGUAACCAACUUUACAACUAAAAUUAGAUUUGUUCCAGGUGGAAUAAAAUUCGGAAAGAUCACAUUCAAUGGUAAUUCCGAUGAAAAUGAAAAUUCAGAAUAUUCAAUGGAUCUGCAGAAGAAUUCAUUUGGAUGCCAGACUGACGACUCUGCAAAUGAGGAAUGGGCCAAGCGUUCAAAAGAAAGUAGCAUACAAAGCUUCUCCGAAACUGGUUCUGUGGCAUCUGAAAUGGAAAUCAGUUACACUUCAGAGGUCACAAACUACUACGGACAUAAAAUGGGUUCGCAAAGUAGCCUUCGUUCCCUGACACCAGUUCCAACCGUUGAUGCUUGUAUGCAAACCUUUUCAAAUGUUGGCUCUAAAGGUUCCGGUAUUUGUGUGAAAUGCUGUCAAGAUUUACAAUCUGAGGUCAACAUUGCCUCAUCAAAUUUCAACACUGCCCCUUGUGUUCAAGAUGUUAUUGUCCUUGAUUCGGCAGAGGGAAAUCCCAAAGAAUGGCGGCGGAGAAGACGAAGUUUGAUACGGAGUAGGCGAGUUCAAACUGAUCUUUCCAUGUCAAAUGAAAGUGUAGACGAAAUGAGUCUCUCUGUUCCGAACUUGCGACAUAUACCAGAAAGAAGCCUUUCUUGUGGUGCAAUGACAGGCAUGCCUCAGCGAGAAACAAGAACAAUAGCUCUGGAUCCGAUCAUUUUAGAGUGUAUCAAUGAAAAGAAACAUAAGAUAUCUACUCGAGAUACAACGACAAUGACAACUAUGGAAAUGAAACCAGUCGUGCCAACUAGAAAUGCAUCUACUGUCACCAAUUCACCCCGUACAAGAGACUCAGAAAUGCAAACCAAAGUAGAAAAUAAAACAUGUGAUACACAAACUCCGAAAGUGAUUCAGUCCACUAAGAAAAUUGGGACCGAUUAUGCUGGACAAACAGAUAAAAGCACGGCUACCGUUAAAGUCUCUCUUAUGGACAGUGAAACCACCAUGCCGACGAUCUGUCACUCUUCUGUUGAGACCUGGACAGAUCCGCCAUCCACAACUGAUAGGUCAACCUUUACUGUAGUUUGUGAGAAGGCAGAUGCAGUGACGGAAAUGACGCCAAUUUCCGUCUCAGAUCAGGGUUUGCAAGUAAAACCCAACCAACAAGACAUGAAUACUUUAACACAACCAAUAAAUAUGUCAAAUUCUUGUAUUCAGACUGAUCAUUGGGAACCAUCGGGAUCUUCUGAAAAUAGAAAAUCUUGGCAUGGUGGUCUACUGAAACUAUUCAAAGGAAAAGGAUCCGUAGAUAGUCGAGGUUCGAAUGAUAGGCUUUCCAGUCAGUCGAGUUUAACAGAAAUGCUACCACCUCUGAGUCCCACAAUGGUAGAAGCAAGCACAGAGACAUUCUCUGCUGUGUUUUCAGAUAAAGAAACAAAUACUACUAAAUCAACAACUACAGACCAAUGGACUGAAACACAUAAUCCUGUUUUGGUCAGUACAGGCAUAUCUCCGCCUCGGCCGGCAACAAUAGAUUCUAGUGUGGAGACAAACCCCUUAAUACUGAUGGACCAAGCAACACAUACAGAAACUGUCAAGUUAAAAGACUCGACAACUGAGACCACACUUGUUGUUCAAGAUAAUGAAACAUUGACCGAAAGAUUAAAGUGCCAGGAUGCUCAAACAUUUGUAGAUUUAAUGACGGAAACAAAAGAGACAAGCACUGAUAUAAAACAAAUCAUCGAUGCCAGUGUAGGUACAUCAGAUAUGUUACCAGAGAGUAGAUCGCUAACAGACAUGUAUCUUGGAAAAUGCUCAACUCCAAAGCACAAGUCAACAAACGUGAGCCUAGAAGAAUUUGUACAAAGGGUUGAUACAGCAACAAAUCCUUCACCACCUGAUGUACACGACCGUGGUACUAUGGCUAUGUCGUUUGGCCAGUCUUCUCUAAUGUUCACAGAAACUUCAACACAAACCUCUAUGAUUAAUCUCUUUGACAAGUCAAUAGGUACUUCGCGUGAUUUUGAUCAAAGACCAAUUGAAUAUUGUGAUAUGGCAACAUCAACCGAAUCGUUACCGUACAUCGGUUUAUUGAGUGAAUUAGAAGGAGACGAACUCUUUCUUAUCCCCGAAUCUGCAUUUGAUCUUGUGUCAUCGGAACCAUCUAUAGACGAAUUUGGUGAUCCAAUUGAAAUGGUGGAUGAUUACACAUCAACGGAUUUUGCUCCAGAUACCGAGACUGCCACGCAGACAUUCGUUAUUCCUUUUCCCCAAGCAAACGAAGUUGAACUUAAUGAGUCAGAAGUAUGGAAGCAUUCGAAAAGGAAGGACAAGGAAGGAAAGGAGAUAAUUGAUGUAGGCACUAACACUCUUCCAAAACUGACAUUUGAAAAAGAAACGUCCACACCAAUUCGGCAUCUAUUUUCGAAAGGGACAAUGACAUUUUACAUUGCAAAAUCCGAUAAAGCUACAAGUACUUUCAGCAAUUCCAGACAGAUAGCUGAAAAUGUUUUCGGGAAUAAGACAGUACAUGAUACAGCAAAUAAACUCACCAUGACUCCCAAGAUAGAGGUAUCUGAUGCAUCCACCCUCACAGAAACAAACUCUGUCGCGGAAGGAAAAAUGGCGGCUUGCAUUUCAAAAUUACAAAAGGUGUCACAGCGGUUACAAAGUCCUACUCAAAAAAAUAUGCCGGAUGUACCUUGGAAAAGUUCAUCGGAAGAUCAGCUGUCUUCUAAAGAGAACUCAAAUGACGUUAUUGACGCAACGGAACAAGAACGACAGAAAAAUGUCCAACAGUUAAUAGCACAAUCCAACGAUGUUGGAAAAGCUAAAAAGGGGGACAGAAAACCACAACCAAUAACAACAUUGAAAGGAAAGACACUGCUACCUCCAGAAGAGUCCCUCAAUAAAAGUGAUAUUCUUCCUCGUGAUACUGGGGGAAAUGAGACAAUGUUACCUGGGAACACAAACAACAGCAAUCAAAUGCCCCGAUAUAAUUCAGCGCCAGGAAAAAUUGCGACGGUACCGAACAAGAAAUAUAAGAUUAAUCAGAAACAGCAUAAUAAAUCCCCAAGUCGUAUUCCUGUUCACACAGGUAGUAACACUUCAUUGGAUAUAACGCCUGUUGUAAAACCAAAAUUUCCAAAGGCUACGGGUACUUCAAGGCCAUCCUCAACAGAGUCCGAAUCAACGGCGUCAUUUAUUUCGUGCAACUCAGAUAGUUCAUUUAUUUCGAAUGACGCCAAAAUGGACUUUUCGUCUUUGAAAAUUAAUCCUAAUCAAACUCCCUCUUCCCUUCCUAAGGAAAGAGGGAAGGCAGAGGAGGAUUCAGCAAAGAAACCUCAAUCGCAGAAAAAGGCCAGUUCUUCUAAUGUGAGCUUUAUGCAAAAGCUUUUCUCGAAGAAGAAAAAAGAUCCCGAUCCAAUCAAAAAUCUACCAAAAACACAUGGUAAAGAACCAAAACAGCUUCCGAAAGCAAAUCCUCCUCCGGACACGGAACCGAUGAAGCCACAGAAAUCGAAACCUUUCGUGUACAUUCGACAGAAAUACAUGUCAAUAGAACAUGACAGUGAGGAAGAAAAGCCCGGAAGUGAAGCCUCAGGAGGAAACCCUAGACCCGUGUCCCCGUUCCCAAAGAAGGACCGUCCCACGAAAAAUGAAGUAGGAAAAACAACUCCAAAGUCAACCCCAAAACGGUCACAAUCAAAUCGGAAAUCUAGACCAAAAUCUAAAGAGAUAAAGCAAGGCGAAGGAGGCAGUAAUUCAGACGUGCGCCCAUUGUCUUCCUAUGAUAAUCUGUGAUAGAAACUAUAAAACAACAAAUUCAAUGUUUUAUCGGAACAUACAAUAAUGAAACUUUUUUUUCUUUUUAUAUAGCAAUAUCUUGAGCGUUCUCAUUUUGUUAUAUGUAUUUAAAUAUCGUGUAAUUUUGUAGAUACAUUGAAAUGUAAAAUUCAUAACUAAUAUCCUACACUUUCAGGUGGUAGUUUUCAGGUAGUUGCUAGAAUCCGUCCUCAAUUUUUUAGUUUGGAUAUACCUUCAGAGAUAUAUUGUAUGAUUUGUUUAUCCAUUUUAGAUGACUUUCAAUAUUUGCGAAAAAUAUAUCCUAUACAACUCUAUAUAUAUACUCACUUGUAGAGAUUUCAUUUUUCACAUUUGUCUACAGAGUGCAAAUCAAUUAAAAUUUGACAAUCCAUGGAAAAAUGUUUUUUUUUAUGUAAAAUGUAAGCGAAACUUCUAUAUUGAGUGCUGAAUUUAGACAUUGUAUCCUACGAGACAAUUCUCUUGUGUGUAUAUUUAUCUGUUCAAAAGAUUGCUGAACUCUGUCAUCUCAGAACUAUAUUGUAUAGAUUGUGUAACACAUUCAUAUAAAAGUAAUGAAUUGUGCUGAAAUAAAUUUAUGAAUGGUC